UAUAAAGCACCAAGCCAAACCAAAACUCAAAAAGAGAAAGUCCCACUCAUCAUUCUCACCAGUCACUGUUCCUCCUCUGGUAAUUUAAUUUCAAAGUUUCAAACACAUACCAAUCAUACCUCCAUUGCAUAUAAAUACAGAUACAGUGAGCACAGUGUACUGCUCUCUCUAGUCUACUCUGCAAUGGCUUUUAAUGCGGUCCUCCACUUCUUUCACCAGCUUCUCUUUGUUUCUCUCUGUUUCUGAGUUUGUCUCUUUGUUUGACGAGUUCAGAUUCUUCAUUGGUCCCAAAGAUUCCAGCUUUUUCACCGUUCUUCGAUCCCCAUUUCAAAAACCCACAACAUCUUGUGCUGUUCUCGCUGUAAUCUCUACUGGGUUUAGUACGGUUUAGGUGAAAACCCAGAAAGGUAGAAGCUUUCAACAAUGGAGGGUAGGAUGAAAAAGUAUAGACAAGUGAGUCCUGAGAGGGCUAAAGUGUGGACUGAGAAGUCGCCGAAAUACCACCAGAAUCGGAAAGUUCCGGUGGUUUAUUACCUCUGCCGGAACCGACAGCUUGAACACCCUCAUUUCAUGGAGGUUCCUGUAAGCUCUUCUCAAGGUCUCUACCUCAGAGAUGUGAUUAAUAAGCUUAAUGCUCUGAGGGGCAGAGGGAUAGCAUCCAUGUAUUCAUGGUCUUCUAAGAGAAGCUAUAAGAAUGGGUAUGUUUGGCAUGAUCUCAGUGAAGAUGAUGUGAUUCUUCCAGCCCAUGGAGACGAGUACGUCCUCAAAGGUUCUGAGAUCUUUGAUGAAUCCAAUUCAGAUCGAUUGAGUCCGAUAGCAAAUGUCAAAAUCCAGAACUUGAAACAAUUACCGGAACCAACAUCUUCUAGAAGCCAAGAUGAUUCUUCAUCGUCUUCCAGUUUGAAUGGAAAGGAGACAAAGCAGUCCCAUGAAGAUGAGCUCUCUCCUCCAGUUGAACGACCAGGAGGCUCUUCCAGUGUGUCUUCAGAGUCUGGAAAGAAUUCUUCUUGGGGUGGUUCUCUGAGCUUGACAGAGUACAAGGUUUACAAGAGUGAUGGUUUAGCUGAUGCUUCUACACAGACUGAAGAAAAUGCGAACAAACUUAAAGCUCUAGAAACAUGUACAAGGGGUGUUUCCACAGAUGAUGGGUCACUAGAACCUGAUUGCAGUUAUUACCAAGACCGAAUUCCAUGUUUGAAAGAGAAUUCUGAGAUUUGCAGUGAUUCUGUUUCCCCUCCUCCAUCUUCCUCAAGUGCAUCUUCAUCGGGUGGGAAGACUGAAACUUUAGAAUCACUUAUUAGGGCUGAUGUUAGUAAAAUUAACAGUUUUAGAAUUCUUGAAGAGGAAGAGCUUCGAAUGCCAAACAAUGCAAGGCUCAAGGCUAGUAAUGUACUUAUGCAACUCAUUUCAUGUGGGUCAAUAUCAGUGAAGGAUCAUAGUUUUGGUCUUGUUCCAACCUACAAGCCCAGGUUUUCCCAUUCUAAGUUUCCCUCGCCAUUAUUUUCUAGUUCAAUAAUGCUGGGUGAGCUAGACAGCCUGUCAGAGAAUCCAAGGCUAAAAGGUUUGAGAUUGGAAGAUAAAGAAUAUUUCAGUGGGAGCUUGAUUGAUAGUAAAGUGCUCAAGGAGGAAGAUGGACAUACAGCUCUAAAGCGAUCGUCUUCAUACAAUGCCGACAGGAGUUGUAAUAAGACGCCAGAUUCAGUUGAGGUCAAAGAGAAGGAGUCUACCUCAGGACGCUCAAAAUGCAUCCUAAGAUCGAUCAAGGCUUCACUAAACAAGCAAUCACGGAGUGAAUCUAUGAGAUCUCCUAUUUCUGAUAAACCAAGGAACUCCUCAGAUGGAGUUGAUGGUGUAGAUGGUGUACAAAGCAAUACCCCUACUGUAUCCGAUGGAGGUAGUAAAAGAAUCACAAAUCCAUCCUCUGUUAAAAAGCAAUCGAAAAGGGUAGAUGCUUUCAGAGGAGAGAAGGAGAAGGUUAUCAAAAUCGAAGAAAGGCUUGCUUCAGGAGCUCGGGUUGUAAUCCAAUCAAGAGCACCUCGUGAUGCUGCUGCCGUUGGCAGCUCAUGGUUGUAGACCCCCCCAUUGGUUUUUUUUUCAGGUUGUUUGAAUUUCAAAAUUAUGUUAACCUUUUGGCGAGGAAGGUGAAAAGAAAUUUUUUUGUACAUCUGAAAAGUGAAAAGAAAGGAGCAAAUCACUUAUUUGCAAAGGGUUAAUUGUGGUCCUGGCGGACCUACUCCUGAGACAUGGAGUUGGUUUUUUGCAUCUGGUUGCUCCAUGGUUUUCCCUUUUAUGAAACUGGAGUUGCAAUAUCUUCCUUUCAUUGUCAUUCUUUUUGUUUCAGAAUACUUCCUCUAGGGCAGUUCCUCUUGCAGCCAUGGUGGUGUUGCCAUUAUUAUUUUUUUGAGGAAAAUCCUUUUGGUUUUGGUGUUGGGAAAAUUGGGCAUAUCAUAGGAUUCCCAUGUUGUAAAGUGAUUGACCCUCAAAUCCAAAAGGUACUUUUGACUCAUUUAUCAAAGAAAAAGGUCAAA
Messenger RNA from Rosa chinensis, 2528 nucleotides. Its product is annotated as protein SOSEKI 2. The record is from RefSeq and is a predicted model, not a curated record. The coding region runs from base 424 to 2073 and encodes 549 amino acids. NCBI's taxonomy places the organism in Eukaryota, Viridiplantae, Streptophyta, Magnoliopsida, Rosales, Rosaceae. The transcript has 6 exons.